This is a messenger RNA of Penicillium verrucosum, 669 nucleotides long. RefSeq names its product glutathione S-transferase family protein. Bases 1 to 669 code for a protein of 222 amino acids. The record is from RefSeq and is a predicted model, not a curated record. The transcript is spliced from 2 exons. Lineage: Eukaryota; Fungi; Ascomycota; Eurotiomycetes; Eurotiales; Aspergillaceae.
AUGGCCGGACAUAUCAAGCCGCUAAUCCUACACGCCCACGCCACGGGCCCGAACCCAGUCAAGAUCGCCAUUGCGCUCGAGGCGCUUCACAUCCCAUACACGGCGAAGCAGUGGGAGUUCGGCGACGACCCCCAGAAGGGUGUUAAGGGUGCAGAGUUCCUCAAAAUCAAUGAGAACGGGCGCCUUCCCGCCAUCGAAGAUCCAAACACCGGUGUUGUCUCGUGGGAAUCCGGAGCUUGCAUGAACUACAUCCGUCGUGUGUAUGACAGUGGUAAUACUAUCGGUCCGUCGGGCGACUCGGCGCAAGAUUUGAUAGAUUUCGAAAAGUGGGAGUAUUUCUUGUUGUCGACGCUUGGUCCCAUGACCGGACAGGCAAAUUGGUUCAGACACUUCCACCCCCAGAAGAAUGAGGAUGCGCUCCAGCGAUACACUACGCAGACCUAUCGCUGCUAUGAUGUCCUCGAGGGACAGUUGAAGAAGACAGGUGGUGAGAGCAUUUUGCCUAGUCGCAUCACUGCCGUUGAUUACCAUUUCGAGCCUUGGGUGCGUUUGUAUUCCUUUGCUGGCCUCUCGCUUGAGAACUAUCCUAUGAUCAAAAAGUGGCUGGGGCUCAUGGCUACACGAGAGGAAGUCCAGGAAGCAUACAUCAGGAUUCAAAGUAAAAAGUAA